CUCUCAGAAAGAUUCCCCCCCAGUGAAUAGGAUGGCUUAAAAGUGCUGAGGCUCCGUGAACAGCCCGAGGAGCUGCCAUGGACUCCUCGACCAGCUUCAAAAGAAAAUACUUCCCAGAGAGAGAGUUUGACCAAAAAGUGGAUUGCAGAGCUGAGAGACGGGAAGACCUAAGAGGACGCAACAACGUGACGUCGUGUCGAAGCCCCACGAGAGACGUGGACACGAGACAGAUCAAGAAUAAACUGAAGGAAAAAAGGCAGCUGGAGUUUCUGAGGAGGAGAUCAGUCAGCCCAGAGCCAAGUCGCCCCAAGUGUCAGAACUGCUUUCGGAGAGGAAACCCUACUCUGGAUAUAUUUUCAGAUAAAUAUCUCAGUAAGUCUGAGAGACUAUUUACAAAUAUACAAUAUCCACCCUCUGCUGAUGGACAUCAAGAGAUGAUUUUAACAGCAGAGAGCAGAAUAACUGAAUCUCCAGGAACCAGCAAAUGGGCUGCUUUAUGGUCAGAACCGGUAAAACCGACCAAGCAAGAGAAAAGUCAUGCAAAGAAACAGACGUCUACCUCCACAGCAGUGACAAUGGAAUCCAGCCAGCUCUGGAUAAAAAGCACACAGAAAAGAGACAGCACUCAGAAGACAAUAGUCAGAACAAUGACUCAGACGGAAAGGAUUCACCAAACAUUGUCGGUGCAGACGGAAAAUUCUCACCAAAAAAAGACACUUCGAGAGGUCAGCGCGCAGACAGAGUCCGGCCUCGUCACAGUCAAAGAGUCGGACAUCCAGAGAUUAUCUGACUGCCUGCAGGAAGCCCUGUGGAGAGAGGAGGCAGUGAAGAAGAAACUGGCUCUCCUCAAGGAGAUCACAGCAAACCUCAUCAACUCAUCAGAUGUGUUGUGGACGUCUCGCUGCAGUGAGGACCUGCUGAGAAACAAGAUCAAAGUUCUGGAGGCGCAGCUGCAAGUCUGUGUGCAGACAUUUCCAAAAGAUGGAGUGAAGAAGCUGGUGCUUCAGAUGGAGAGGCAGAGGCAGAUGUAUGAGGAAAAGGCCUUCGUUUCGCUGCAGAAGGCCUCUCAGGAGAGAAGUGAGGCGCUCAGCAGAGCUGAGACGCUGCAGGAAGCACUAAACACAGCCCAGGCAGAGGCGCAGAGGUGGGAGAGCCUUCACAAAGAUCUGAAGCUGAGCUGUGGUCAACUCAGGGAGAAGCAGCACCUCAGAGAUGAACAGCUGCAGCGGCUGCACAGUCAAGUGGAGCUGUUCAAAACCCAAGAGCUCGAGCUGAGGGAGGAGGUGGCGUCACUGAGACAAGAAAAGCAGGAGCUCCGGUACAACUUUCGCCUGCUGGAGGAGGACAACCAGACUUUAAGAGACGAGCUCCAGCAGCUUCAAGAUGUUGGCGACGAGGGGCGGAACUUCUUCACGCAUGAGCAUCUUAAAUCAGAGGAGGCGAAACCACGACUGACCUCCAGGAGGGACUCGCACCUGGAGGAGGAGCUUCGACACGCUCAGGAGAAACUGCAGCUCAAAGACAAAGAGUGUGAGGAGCUGCAGACCGAGCUGCAUGCCAUGGAGCAUGAGUGUCAGUCCAGCCAGGCCAGACUGUCGCAGUGCAGAGACGAACUCCGGCAGCUCAGCCAGCGCCGCAGGAGAACGACGCCGUGUGGCUCCUGGUGGAGGGGUUGUGUGUUUCUCCUCCUUCUCCUCGCUGUAGCAGGGGUUGCCAUGUUGUGGUUGUGGCAUCCUCCUUUCAGGGAUCAGCUUGACAUCCUGUACUUGGACAUACAGACCAGAAUCGAAGACUAUCUGAUGGAAAUGGCCUCUCCUCGACAUUGGGGCUGUUUUAGACCAAUAUGAUGACGUCACAGCUUAGAAACUUCUGUAGGUUUUUCUACUCAUCUAGUUAUUGUGUUAAAAUUAAUUUUUGUGUGAAUUGUUUUGGUACGUUCAUAGCUUAUGUGGAGUUUGUGCGGCGAUGUGUUGAAAUGUGAAACAUGUACUGUAGACGUGAGGAGCGGAGGUGAACACAGUAUUUAAAAAAAUACAGGCUUUAAAAA
Molecule: messenger RNA, 2047 nt
Organism: Nematolebias whitei (Rio pearlfish)
Lineage: Eukaryota; Metazoa; Chordata; Actinopteri; Cyprinodontiformes; Rivulidae
Product: TRAF3-interacting JNK-activating modulator
Exons: 14
Coding region: 78-1847 (589 amino acids)
Source: RefSeq, a predicted model, not a curated record